GGGAAGAGAGGGGUCGAUUGGGAUUUUGUGUGGUGUGUGAGUGGUAAAUCAGCGAAGGGAGCGAGUGGAAUGGAUGAUCGUUGUAUUUGCUUGAUCAGAGGAAAAAUAAAAAUCAAUCGCCGAAAAGGCAGACUUCAAAGCCCCUCUCCCCGCAUCCUAUCCUAUCCUGCCAUUCUAUUCCUACUCCUCUUCACCCACCUAUUUGUAUUUUCAACACUCGUUUUUCGUUUUUCGCUUUUCAUUUCUUUUAAAUAUCCGAGUAAAUGACCUCGGUUCUGCGCACACUAUUGAAUUCGUGCUCACCCCAAACCAGGCCUUUUCUCCGCACCUUCAGCCACAUCUCCAGAAUGCAAGUGGUCCCCGUGCCCUGUCUCUCCGACAACUACGCGUACCUUCUGGUUGACAGCAAGACGCAGCAGGUCACAGCAGUGGACCCCGUCGACGCAUCCAAGGUGCUCUCAGCCGUGCUCUCAACCGGAUUCCCGCUCACCGGCAUUCUCACAACGCAUCACCACGCAGACCAUUCGGGCGGAAACACCAAGAUGCAAAGCGCAGUACCGGGUAUUCCCGUUUACGGCGGCGACGAGCGCAUUCCGGCGAUGACCCACCGGGUGGAGCACGGCGAUGAGUUUACGCUUGGGAGUUUCCGCAUCAGAGCCAUUCGUACUCCGGGUCAUACCACAGGCAGCGUGUGUUAUUUCGUGGAAGAGGAGGGGGAGGGAGAGGAGGGGAGGGCGGUGUUUAGCGGAGACACGCUGUUUGUUGGUGGUUGUGGGAGGCUGUUUGAGGGGAGUGCGGCGGAUAUGCACGAGUCGCUGAAUGUGCGGCUGGCGGCGUUGCCUAGGGAUACUCGCGUGUAUGCUGGGCAUGAGUAUACGAGGGCGAAUCUUAGGUUCGCCUUGACCGUGGAUCCUGACAACGAAAGGCUGCGGAGGAAGGCUGAGUGGUGCGCCAAGGUGCAGUGCACGAUGCCGAGCUCGAUUGCUGAAGAGCUUGAGACCAACCCGUUCAUGCGCGUCCACAGGCCUGAGCUCCAGAAGGCUGCCGCCGAGGCUGACCCUGUCAGGGUGCUGGCAGCAAUCCGCGAGAUGAAGGACAACUUUUAAAAUACCAGAAAAGGGUUAUAUUUUAAAUAAAAAAU
Messenger RNA from Kickxella alabastrina, 1141 nucleotides. RefSeq names its product putative hydroxyacylglutathione hydrolase. Lineage: Eukaryota; Fungi; Kickxellomycota; Kickxellomycetes; Kickxellales; Kickxellaceae. The record is from RefSeq and is a predicted model, not a curated record. The coding region runs from base 264 to 1106 and encodes 280 amino acids. Gene Ontology annotation, molecular function: hydroxyacylglutathione hydrolase activity. The transcript has a single exon.